Molecule: messenger RNA, 1116 nt
Organism: Beauveria bassiana ARSEF 2860
Lineage: Eukaryota; Fungi; Ascomycota; Sordariomycetes; Hypocreales; Cordycipitaceae
Product: ATPase associated with various cellular activities AAA_3
Exons: 3
Coding region: 1-1116 (371 amino acids)
Source: RefSeq, a predicted model, not a curated record
AUGGCAGACAAUGGCCUCAUUGACAAAGUUCAUGACCUGAGCGAUCUCGAGCUUGCCGUCCUACUAUGCCUUAUCAGCCGCGAGCACUGUCUGAUAAGCACUCCAGCCAGUGCGAUUGACAGCUUGAUGCUAGAGCUUCAACUGAUUGCCACCAAAACAUUUGGCCUCGAAUGGGCCGUCAUUGACUGCUCCCCCUCCACCACCCUAGAGGACCUUGCCUCGUCCCUCCUCUCGACCUCUUCGCCGCCUCCCGACCACCAUGGCACCUCCAAGCCUUCCGGCUCUUACUUCACCUCUCAUGCACGAACCGGCAAGAUCCCGUCUGCAGGCCCGGCCCUGGCUACCACCCCCGGCGGCGGCACCGCCAACCCGCACAUUGCCAACUUUGUCCUCGCCCGCAACCUCGACCGCGCCCCGCACGCCGUCCAGAUCCAGGUCCUCGAGCUCCUGCGCACACGCCGCCUCUUCACCCGCACCACCGUGCAGGUCGCGCCCAAACAGUUCGUCUUGAUACCCGUCCUCGAGGCCCCAAGCGGCGGCCGCGCCCGCGUCACGCCGCACCUCAACGACUUCCUAGCCAUGGCGCACUGGCACGACCCCGAGCACGGCUUCGUCAACCUCGAGGAGGAGCAGCAGCAAGACGACGCAUCUCCAGACGAUGACUCCGCCUCGACGGGGAGCAUUAUCAAGAGGGCGCGUGCGCAGCGGCCUUCGCCAGCUCCCGCUCUCAUCUCCAAAGACGACAUCAUUUGUCUCCGAGAAAAGGGCCAAAAGGUCAAGGUCGACGUUGACAUUUUGCGGUACCAGAUGAACAUUGUUUCGUUUCUACGCAUGCACCGCGCCGUCGAUCAGGGCAUCACGCCCGCCGCUACCAAGCACUUUGGCCAGCUCAUGCGUAAUCUUGCGCCCUUGCACAGGCUCGACUUUGUCACGCCUGCACUCGUCGGCCUCGCGGCUCGCAAGGUCUAUCUACAUCGCAUCCGCAUCACCGAGCCGCACAAGGAGAGGAGCAUGCAGUGGGGGAGCAGGCUCGAGGCGGUCGAGGCUCUCUUACAGGAUAUAGGCCCGGAAGAGGUCCUCGACGAGGUCAUGACCAUGGUGACAGCACCUGUAUAA